This is a messenger RNA of Euleptes europaea (tarantolino), 921 nucleotides long. RefSeq names its product solute carrier family 66 member 1 (gene SLC66A1). The transcript is spliced from 7 exons. The coding region runs from base 1 to 921 and encodes 306 amino acids. NCBI's taxonomy places the organism in Eukaryota, Metazoa, Chordata, Lepidosauria, Squamata, Sphaerodactylidae. The record is from RefSeq and is a predicted model, not a curated record.
AUGGCUGUUCAGUUUUGGGAUUCCCUCCACGGGAAUUUCUCGGACUGCCCCAAUGGCUCCCAGUGGGUGUGGGACGUCUUCUCUGAAUGUGCUCGGGACGGCUGGGACAUCGCCAGCGUGGUGCUGGGCCUGGUUUCCAUCUUCUGCUUUGCUGCGGCUUCCUUCCCCCAAUAUUAUCAGGCUUGCAAAACCGGCAUCAUGGAUCAGGCCCUGUCCAUCUACUUCCUCUUGGGAUGGCUGGGGGGAGACCUACUGAACUUCAUUGGAUCGGUUUUGGCUGACCAGCUGCCCCUGCAGGUUUACACGGCCAUCUAUUAUGUCCUGGCUGACCUCCUCAUGAUCUCUCUCUACCUGUACUACAAAAUUAAGAACCAGAACAGAAGCUUUUCUGCACCGAUCAAUGCAGUCUUUGCCAUCCUGUUGCUGGGAACAGCGUCUACAACGACCUUGCUGGGCAGGCCCCUGCCUCACAGCAGCGAGGGAACGCAGCUGUUCCAAGGAAGGAUGCUUCUCUCCAUCGAGACCGACGACCACAGAUGGGAGCCCUUCACCAAGAAGGAAAUUAUUGGCUUUGUGAUUGGGUCCAUUUCAUCUCUGCUGUACCUGCUCUCUCGAGUCCCCCAGAUCUACAAAAAUUUCAAGAGGAAGUCCACCAGCGGCAUCUCCUACUCCCUCUUUGCCCUGGUGAUGCUCGGGAACACCUUGUACGGCGUGAGCGUCCUGCUGAAGAACCCAGACCGAGGUCAGAGCGAAGGCAGCUACAUUGUCCACCAUCUCCCCUGGCUGAUCGGCAGUUUAGGGGUCCUCUCUCUUGAUGUAUUUAUUUCGUUCCAAUUCCUUGCCUAUCGGCAGCAGGCGCCUCCAUUGCUUGAAGAGAGAGGUGCUCUCCUUGGUUCACAGGAGGAUCUUCAUGACAGCUGA